AUGUUCUUCAUUAUAUAUUCAACUUCGACGACCCGGACGGAGAAGUCCGAGCCGUCCACGUCCAGAACCACGGCAUCCCGGAAUCAAGCCGGGCUGCCGCCGGCCGAGUGGCACACGGCGCACCGCCACCACCACCUCCACCACCACCACCACCCGGGGGCCGGGCAAUUCCCCCCGGAAGUCGACGCCAACGGCCUACCGCUGCACUCGUCACCAGCGGACAACGUGGCCACUGCGCACGCCGCCCUCGCCAACCUCCCCGACACCGGAGAGGGCGUCAUCUUCGUCCAACACGCCAAAGCCUUGGUCGCCAAGGCCCUGGAGCAGCAGCACGCCGCGGCGGACUCCCAAGGACGGAUCUACUCGCGCUCCUCGGCCAGUCGCGUUGCGUCCUCUACGGCGGUGAACCGCGCAAUCGCCAACAUCAACAACUGCCCACCCCCCGCACCGCGCGCUGCUCACUCGUCCAACAACUGA
Lolium perenne is the source of this 477-nucleotide messenger RNA. The record is from RefSeq and is a predicted model, not a curated record. NCBI's taxonomy places the organism in Eukaryota, Viridiplantae, Streptophyta, Magnoliopsida, Poales, Poaceae.